This is a messenger RNA of Rotaria sp. Silwood2, 1478 nucleotides long. The record is from the annotation of a GenBank genome assembly. NCBI's taxonomy places the organism in Eukaryota, Metazoa, Rotifera, Eurotatoria, Philodinida, Philodinidae.
AUGGCAUCAGCAUCUCAGACAAACCCGGAUGAUUUUUUGAUUCGUUUCGAAGGACAAUUUGAUGGUGGAUUCUACAAGAUCACUCGCGAAGGAUCAAGUGCAAUUUUGUCUGUUACAUUAAUAGAUAACGGCUCAAUCAUGGUUAAACCUGAUAUCUUGGUUGCUAGGAGUGGUAACAUUGCUUUCAAGCGUGCUUUUCGGUUUAAACUCCGAAAAUUACUCAACGAUGAUCCUUUUUUCGAGUAUUUUUGCGUGGGCAAAGGUGAAAUAUUAUUGGCACCAUCAAUAUGGGGAGACAUUGUUCCAAUUCAUCUGGAUGGUGACACUAAAUGGACAGUGGGCAGAAAUGGUCAUUUAGCAAUGACUUAUGGAAUAGUCAAAGAAACAAUGUCUCAUCCAAUAUGCCGAGAAAUAAUGAUGAACGAGCCCGUCUUUGUUUACAGAUUUUCCGGUUCUGGUGUAGUCUUUAUACCAUCACUUGGUGCUGUACAGCAACGCACAUUGAAUAAAGGCGAAAAAUGGUUUGUUAACCUUGCUGCUUUGGUUGCUUGGAAUUGUUAUUAUGAAAUGAAGGGUGAUGAACAGGAUCUAUCCAUAGUCUGUUGCUUUGAAGGGCCAGGCACAGUUAUCACUCAGGUUUGCUAUCACUCAUUUUGUUGUUCGAUGAUAUUGACUACUAUUAUUUAGGCUCAAAAUCAUAACGCACUUCCAUCUUGGAUUAUACGCCGGGGAGAAAACUGAUCAGUCGCUUUAGCUAUAGGCUUGGUAUAAUAAAAAUGACAAUUAACAUUUACUUAAUUAUUUUUGUAGGUGUUUCAUUAUAAAAAUUGUUCUUGAAUGUACAGCGAAUGAUCACACUAUUUUACUUAAACUUGGUAACGUGGGUUUGCUGGAUGUUCUCUGAUUGUAAAUGCAGGGGAGUGAACUAAUCUUGAAUCGCUGGUGUCAUCAGAACUUACGAAAAUCACUUGAACUCAGAUAAUUGUAGAGUCAACUUUUUCCUCUUACGCGAUACGUGCAAAGUUAUUUGGGUGUAGUUGGCCCCUAAUGUUGUUUGCAAAAUUCUGUCGCUAUAACAGUUGCCACUUUGCUCACACUCCUAGCAGCAGGCACUUUACUGGCCAUUUAAAUUCUUAUUUGUAUCCGUUAUCAAUAGAGAUCUUGAAUUUGAUUUUCUUCUCAAUAUGAAAUGUGUGUAUUCGCAAUGAGUGAAUGGAUAGAGAACAGGGGUGUGGGUGUGAGUGUGGGUAUGUAGAGAAAGAUCUACACCCUCCACACCUCACCCUCAAACGAGUCCUAUCGUUUUCAAGCUAUCGAAUUUACUCGGAAGAGACUAAUGGGAUGAUUUCAUAUUAAAUUGGAGUAACACCUUAAAAUGGGGUGAAUUUUCUAUAUUCAGAAGGGUGUGGGUGUGGGUGUGGGUGUGGGUGUGGGUGUGGGUGUGGGUGUGGGUGUGGGUGUGGGUGUGGGUGUGGGUG